AUGAUUAUUUCCACCUCCCACGUAUACUACCACCUCCUCUUCGGGCUUCUCCUCCUCCACUAUGCCCCACCGGCGUGCCCUGCCGCCGCCGGCUACUGGACCCUCCUCCUCCCAACCAUUGGCAUCUCCGCCAUGCACAUGCAGCUCCUUCCUAACGACCGUAUCGUAAUCUUUGAUCGCACAGACUUUGGCUCCUCAAAUAUCUCCCUCCCCGCCGGAAAAUGCCGCUUUGACCAAAACGACAUGGUGUUGAAGCUCGACUGCACCGCACACUCAGUUGAAUACGACGUCGCCUCCAACACCCUUCGCCCCCUCAUGGUUCUCACUGAUGUUUGGUGUUCCUCCGGAGCUCUAGACUCCAAUGGCAGCUUAGUCCAGAUUGGCGGAUAUAAUGACGGUGAUCAUGCCGUAAGGGUUUAUAGAUCUUGUGAUAAGUGCGAUUGGGAAGAGAUGCCAUCUGGGUUGAUUCAAAGAAGAUGGUACGCCACCAGUCAUAUAUUACCAGACGGCCGACAGAUUGUUAUUGGUGGUCGCCGGCAAUUUAACUACGAAUUCUUCCCGAAAACCUCACCGUCGGAGAAAGCUCAAAGCUUGCCGUUUCUAGUUCAAACAUAUGAUCGGUGGAUUGAGAAUAACUUAUACCCAUUUGUAUUUCUUCAUACCGAUGGAAAUUUGUUCAUCUUUGCGAAUACCCGUGCGAUUUUAUUCAAUUACUCCGAUAACAAAGUUGUCAAGACUUACCCGGAAAUACCUGGUGGCGACCCGAGGAACUACCCCAGCUCCGGCUCUGCAGUACUACUUCCAAUGCGGAUAGUACAAGAUAUUGUAGCUGUGGUUGAAGUUUUGGUGUGCGGUGGUGCACCGAAAGGAGCUUAUACUAAUGCUAAACAUGGGAAAUUCGAUGGAGCAUUGGAUACAUGUGGGAGAAUUAAGAUAUCCGACCCGAAUCCUCAAUGGGUCAUGGAGACCAUGCCUAUGGGCCGGGUCAUGGGUGACAUGUUGUUGCUUCCAAACGGUGACGUUUUGGUCAUCAAUGGUGGGUCAAGUGGGACUGCGGGUUGGGAACAUGCGCGAAACCCAGUUCUUGAACCGGUAAUAUACAAACCCGACAACUCAAUCGGGUCCCGUUUUGAGGUUCAAAACCCGAGCACUAUACCACGAAUGUACCAUUCGACUGCAGUUUUGAUUCGAGAUGGCCGGGUUAUUGUAGGCGGUAGUAACCCUCAUGAAAAAUAUACUUUCACAAACGUACUUUAUCCUACUGAAUUAAGGUUGGAGGCAUUUUCCCCUUCUUAUCUAGAUCCAAGUUCAUCCGGACUUCGUCCGGUAAUACUCGCACCUGUUUCCCAUACACAGUUUGAAUACGGGAAACAGAUGGUUAUACAGUUCACUAUCCAAGAUCAGCUCGACUUGAACUUAGUCUUGGUGACAAUGAUGGCACCAUCAUUUAACACACAUUCAUUUUCCAUGAAUCAAAGGUUGUUGGUUCUUGGUGGAGGAAACACCACCAAGGUCAUCGGAACGUCGAACUAUGAGGUUGUUGUGACGGCACCACCUUCCGGCAAUAUAGCACCGGUAGGGUAUUACCUUCUUUUUUUGUUACAUCAAGGCAUUCCAAGUGAAGGCAUUUGGGUUCACGUGGAGUGA
Lactuca saligna is the source of this 1647-nucleotide messenger RNA. Lineage: Eukaryota; Viridiplantae; Streptophyta; Magnoliopsida; Asterales; Asteraceae. The record is from the annotation of a GenBank genome assembly.